UUUUAGGCCCUGGUUGAAAGACUAAGAGAAAGUGAAUAAAGGCUACAGAGUUGCGAAUAAUAUGAGGUCGGUUUUAAAUAAUAUAAUUCGGAUAUUAUUAGCAUCAAGUGUCCAUUGCCUAAAGUAUACGGAGCCAUUAUGUACAAAGAUUCCUAAAACUAAUGCCAAGUGUAAAUUAGAUAAUGUUCGUGUGGAGGAUCAACUCGUAUUCGCCCACGUUAUAUUCCGCCAUGGUGAACGGAAUAUAGAGAAAUCGUAUCCAAAUGAUCCAUACAAAGAAGAAAAAUAUUGGUUGGGUGGAUUUGGCGCACUGACUAAUGUGGGCAAGCGAGAAGUGUAUGAACUUGGAAAAUACUUACGCAGAAGAUAUAGUGAGCUCAUCGGAGAUUCUUAUUCGCCCAAAAACAUUUAUAUUCGUAGCACUGAUUUUGAUAGAACAUUGAUGAGCGCAUCAGUGCUUGCCGCAGCCGUAUACCCGCCGUCUGGAGAUGAAAUCUGGAACGAUGAAAUCGCUUGGCAGCCAGUGCCGAUACACACGGGGCCAUUGCAUGAAGAACAACUGUUGCCGUGGAAGAUUCCUUGCCCCAGGUUCAUGUUCUUGUUCGAACAGUACCAAUCAUCGCCAGAAUAUAAAUCGAUCUUUGCUAGAUACGAACCAUCAAUUAAGCACUGGGAAAGGCAUUCGGGCCAAUCACUUGAUAAACUUGCUGAUAUUAUGUACUUGUAUGACACACUUUUUGUGGAAAAUCGAAAAGGUUUCGUUUUAGAUGACUGGGCCAAUGAAGCCUUAUGGGACAGUACAUUGAAAUAUCUCGCUGCAUUUCAUUUGCAAUCGUUUACACAUUCAACAGAGCUCAAAAAACUCGAGGCCGGAUACGUUAUUAAAGAUAUGUUGGAUCGUUUUAGAAAUAAAUCUCAAUCUCUGCUUAAGCCCAAUCAAUCAAUAUGGCAUGGUUCACUUCAUGUUUAUGCAUGUCAUGAUCUUAGCAUUGUGAAUAUUCUGAAUGCCUUGAACUUAUAUGAUCUACAUAUUCCAAACUAUGCUUCGAGUCUUCAUUUUGAAUUAUACCGAACGAAUGGAACAGAAUACUAUGUGCAGCUAUUUUAUAGAAACCAAAAUCAAGAAAUUGUUGAUUCACCAUUAGAGAUUCCCAAUUGUGGUACAAAAUGCCAUUUGGACCAAUUCAACGAAUUAUACAGAGACAUUUUACCAACUGAAUCAGAAGACUACGACUCAGUGUGCCGUGUAUCUACAUGAAAUUAGCAAUCAAGAUUUAUGUGUAUUUUGAGUAAAAACUCCGACGAAACACA
Molecule: messenger RNA, 1311 nt
Organism: Sitodiplosis mosellana (orange wheat blossom midge)
Lineage: Eukaryota; Metazoa; Arthropoda; Insecta; Diptera; Cecidomyiidae
Product: prostatic acid phosphatase-like
Exons: 5
Coding region: 62-1258 (398 amino acids)
Biological process (GO): dephosphorylation
Molecular function (GO): phosphatase activity
Source: RefSeq, a predicted model, not a curated record